Messenger RNA from Syzygium oleosum, 1442 nucleotides. RefSeq names its product alcohol dehydrogenase. The coding region runs from base 123 to 1265 and encodes 380 amino acids. Lineage: Eukaryota; Viridiplantae; Streptophyta; Magnoliopsida; Myrtales; Myrtaceae. Gene Ontology annotation, molecular function: zinc ion binding; S-(hydroxymethyl)glutathione dehydrogenase [NAD(P)+] activity. The record is from RefSeq and is a predicted model, not a curated record. The transcript has 10 exons. Gene Ontology annotation, biological process: formaldehyde catabolic process. Gene Ontology annotation, cellular component: cytosol.
GUAUAUAUACCCACCAAAAUGGCACUACCCAUCAAAGCAAAAGCUAAAAACUUCAGUUUAAUUGUUCUUCAGGUAUCAGAUAAAACACAAGUCGGCACUUUUUUCUUCUUUGAGAAAACAAGAUGUCAUGCACUGUUGGUCAGGUGAUACAUUGCAGAGCUGCUGUUGCAUGGGAAGCAGGGAAGCCCUUGGUGAUAGAACAAGUGGAGGUAGCACCUCCACAAGCCAUGGAGGUUCGCUUGAAGAUCCUUUAUACCUCUCUCUGCCACACUGAUGUCUACUUUUGGGAAGCCAAGGGACAAAACCCUCUAUUUCCUAGAAUCUAUGGUCAUGAAGCUGGAGGGAUUGUGGAGAGCGUGGGUGAGGGAGUGACUGAUCUGAAACCCGGGGAUCAUGUCCUCCCAAUUUUCACUGGGGAAUGCAAGGAAUGUGCCCACUGCAAAUCAGAAGAGAGCAACAUGUGUGACCUCCUCCGGAUCAACACUGACAGAGGAGUCAUGCUCAGUGAUGGGAAGUCAAGAUUCUCCAUCAAAGGACAGCCCAUAUACCACUUUCUAGGGACUUCAACAUUCAGCGAGUACACCGUGGUUCAUGUAGGCUGUGUUGCCAAGAUCAACCCGCUCGCCCCUCUGGACAAAGUUUGCGUCAUCAGUUGCGGGAUCUCGACUGGCCUGGGAGCAAUGGUAAAUGUAGCAAAACCACCCAAGGGUUCGACGGUGGCUGUUUUCGGAUUGGGAGCUGUUGGGUUAGCUGCUGCUGAAGGUGCAAGGAUUGUAGGGGCUUCCAGAAUUAUCGGAGUUGAUUUGAAUCCAAAUAGACUUGAAGGAGCAAAGAAGUUUGGUGUGACAGAAUUCGUGAACCCGAAAGACCACAACAAACCUGUACAAGAGGUGAUUGCUGAGAUGACAAAUGGAGGAGUAGAUAGGAGUGUUGAGUGCACUGGAAAUGUCGACGCCAUGAUCUCCGCGUUCGAAUGUGUACACGACGGUUGGGGAGUUGCUGUUCUUGUGGGGGUGCCCCAUAAAGAUGCUGUCUUCAAGACUCAUCCUAUUAAUCUACUGAACGAGAGGACUCUGAAGGGCACGUUCUUUGGAAACUACAAGCCGCGUUCAGACAUUCCCUCCGUCGUAGAGAAAUAUAUGAGCAAAGAGCUUGAAGUGGAGAAGUUCAUCACUCACCAGGUCCCUUUCUCGGAGAUCAACAAGGCCUUUGACUUCAUGCUUAAAGGCGAAGGCCUUCGCUGCAUCAUUCGCAUGGAGGAGUAAAGGAGCGGAUGAAGAACCCGAUAGCCCUGUAGAGAAAUAAAAGUAAUGUGUAAGAGAAUUCGCCGAAAGAGCGUGCUUAGGGGUCCAAUUCAGGGUUCGAUUGGACUGUAUUUCUGCCAUCAUCCAUGUACUUUCCGUAAUAAUUGCAUCUAUUUUGUGAUCCUUCAGCCUUUGAAA